AUGCAGUCGGGCCUGGAAUUUGAUCCCGGUGCAACGCUCGGUGCUGCGACGCCGCCCGUGGCGGCUGCCGAGCCAAGCACCGAGCUUCUUCUGACCAACGAAGUUCUUCGAUCCCUUUACGGCGUCGGCGAUUGGCCGGAGCUUCCAGACGGCCAGACGUACUGCUGGGACGGCAUCCUGGAGUGGAGGCAGCGCGCGCACACGGUGGUGGAGGGGGAGGGUAUUCACGUCAAGCACUACUCCAAGGACAGCAAGGCGAAGGGGCUGAGAAUCAGUCGGGCGCGCGUGCGAGUGGCGGCGGAGAGCGAGAAGGACACGGGUUCUUGGAAGAAUCGCGGGUACCUGAAGAACACGCCGUGGAAGGAGCACACGAGCGGCCUCGUCGGCCUGGUCGUCAACCGCUGCCCUCGGAGAAACAAAGACGGCCCGGCCAUCUUCAUCUCUCCGUGCCCGAUUGACGGAGAGGGCGGCGGCUCCGUCGGCGGCGGCAGCGGCAGCGACGGUGGCGGAGGCAUAGCGGGCGGCCCGGACAUCGACGCGGGCGUCGCCGGCAGCGGCGAGGGCGGCGGCGGUGAGGGCGGAGGCGGUGAGGGCGGCGGCGGCGAGGGCGGAGGCGGCGGAGAUGGACUCGAUUGCUUCAAGUUUGACGGCGAGUACCUCGUCCUCGAGUACAACUCGUCGGCGCGGCCGCCAUUUCGGCCUUUGAGCGCAGCGCCGCCGCAGCCGGCAGCGCCGCCGCAGCCGGCAGCCGCAGCGAGCAGCGCCGCCGCAGCUGGCAAGCGCAAGGCGACAGCCUCAAAGGCGCCAGCCAAGCGCGCCCGGAGGAGCGGUGGCGGCGGCGACGGCGGCGGCGGCGGCGGCGGCGACGGCGACGGCGCGUCUUCAAACGCUCCUACUCCUCUUGCGCAUCGCCCGCCUGAACUCUCGUCGGCCACCACCAGCAUCGUGUCGUCUGGCGGGCCGCAGCAGCAGCCGUCGCUGUUGGCGACGUUCACCGUGCAGGACAAGGACCUGCUCGGUCUCCUCGCGAAGUGCUUGCGCAUCGGCAACCCGGCUCCGCUCGAGGGCAUGGUGCAGAAGCUUGAUGGGCUCGAGGGCGUGCUUUUCCUGCUGGACUCCAGCAACACGCAGUCCCUCGGGUUGUCUGAUGAGGAUAGCUGGAGGUUGCGGAAGUGGCAGGAGCAAACGGCGAAAGUUCUAACUGCCCUCGGCAGUUCGUCAGCAGAGCUCCACGCUGCUCUUCGGACGAUGUUCGACACCUACUUGUGCAAGACGCUCGAUGCCUCCGGCUUGUCGGUCGAGUGGCAGGGCAUUCGCUUCACCCUCCGGCUGGACGACGAGAAGCGGCCUCUGCCGUCCGCGCCGGAGGAGCGUGAGGCCCUGCGGGCAAGGCUCGAGGGUGCGCUCCGGCGCCUCACUGGGAUAGAGGACCUGGAGGUCACGAUCGAGGGGGGCUCGAUCCUCGUUCACUGCCGCUGCCGCGCGUCCGAGGUCCCCGCGGCGAUCCUCGCGCUGUCGGGGGGCACUCUGUGCGGGUACCCGGUCAUCGCUUUCGACGACGGCACGCCGAGCCCGCGGGUCGACAGCUACGAGUUCGACGUCCGCGCGCCGGUGCAGGCGCUGCAGGCGUUGCGAGCGCUCGUCGAGCCGGCUGGGGUGCUGAUUGGGCCGGAGCAGCCAUUGGCGCCGGAGGAGCGGGGGGGGGAGGGGGAGGGGGAGGAGAGCGAGGAGGAGAGCGAGGAGGAGGAGAGCGAGGAGGAGAGCGAGGAGGAGGAGGAGUCGGCCCUGCGCCUCCAUGUGGCCGACGUCUUUGAGAUCGUCAAGCGGUUCGGGCAGCCCGACAAGCACGGGCAACUUGACGAGUUGCAGCGGCGGUUCCUGAUUUUCAAGCUCCGGGGCGUGGCCGGCACGAACGCGCUGCGGCAAGCGCUGGCGGCGGCGGUCCUCGAGCUGCGGAGCGGGCGGGAGGAGAUGGACAUCGAGGAGGCGCCGCCGUCGCGGGAGCAUCGGCUCGGGAGCCGCAUGCACGCGGAGAUCUGGGUCGACGACAGCGGUAGCAUAGGCCCGCCGCCACCGCCCGGCUACGAGCUGCGGCUCGUGAGCGGCCCCGAGCGCGCAGACCGUCCGGCUCGCAUCCCGCUGACCACCGGCAAGGUUAUCCGCAUAUGCCGGGGCGACGGGAGCUGCAGCAGCUCCGCCGACCCGCUCACCUCGCAGACGCAGCCGGUCGCAGCCACGUUUCUCAACGCGCCAACUCUCUCUGCGUCGCCCGGCUUGGUCAGCCGCAUGCACGCGGAGAUCUGGGUCGACGACAGUGGCAGCGUGCUGCUCGCUGACGGCGGGCGCUCCUCCCUCAAGGAGAGCGCCAACGGAACAGCGGUCUGCGGCGAGCUGAUCCCUCCCCGCGCGACGUUUCCCGUUCCCGCCGGGGCAGAGGUGGAGUUCGGCGCGCCGCACCUGAAGCGCCCAGGCCGCUGCAAGCGCCCAGCGGAGUUUGUCUACCAGCUUGUGCGCACUCCCUCGUGCGUUGCAGGCCCGCCGCCACCGCCGCCGCCGCCGCGGUCGUUUGCGUAUCUUCGUCGUCUGGCGGAGGUGGGCGUUGGUAUCGGCGGAGUGGCGGGCGCUGCGGAGCACCCGGUGAGGCGAGUCCACCCGCGGAGUGAUGGCGCGGCUGGCAGAAGCACGCUGCACGAGGUGGCACCGCUCUCUUCCCUCACAGCGGCGAAGGGCGACUGGCCGCCUCGACGGCCGGAGAGGCCGGAAGCUUGGGCGUGGCCGGAGCGAGGUCUCCCCUCCGACCUCUGCGCCCUCCUCGGCUACGCGCUGCCGAGCCAGGACGACCCCCUCUCCCAGAGCCAGGGCAGCCUGGGCGGCGGCCAGGGCGGCCUGACAGAUGACGCGGUCGUCAAGAUCGAGACGAGCCGCGCGGCGGUACUGCAGGCGCUCGCACUCGCGCUCGCUUCGCUGCCGUCGCCCCCCGCGCUUCCCGACGCGGCCCUCGAGCUGCUCUGGGCCCGCGCCUUCGAGCCUCGCUUCUCGGCGGCCGCCGCCGACGCUGUCGGAGCGCUGCGCGGGGUGGGCGCAGCGUGGCUCGCGGCCGCCGCUGCCGGCUUCUGGCGGCAGCAAGCGCCGGCGAGGGCCGGCGCGCGCUUGGCCGACCCGCCUCCUCGCCGAGACGAGCGAGCGCUUCCGAGGGUGGACGCGGAGGAGGAGCGGCAGCUCGCGCUAGCCCUCGCGACCUCCAAGCAGGACGGCGGGGCGCCUCCCGCUGAGGCGCCGCCAGCGGCUGAGCCGAGUGGCGAGGCUCCAGGCGCUCUGCGAGGAGAAGGGGCUGCCGACGUCCGGCGACUCGGAGGCGCUGGCGAGGCGGCUGCGUGA
Molecule: messenger RNA, 3378 nt
Organism: Emiliania huxleyi CCMP1516
Lineage: Eukaryota; Haptophyta; Isochrysidales; Noelaerhabdaceae
Exons: 4
Coding region: 1-3378 (1125 amino acids)
Molecular function (GO): protein binding
Source: RefSeq, a predicted model, not a curated record